AUGAAGGGCUCAUUCCUCCUCGCCAUCAUGUGCGCUGCACUCACCGCUGCCAUUCCAACUCCGCCGCCGGACCUCACCAACUUCCUGCUCGUGACUUCCACUUGCUCAGACUAUACCGCCAACAGCAGUCUUCUCCCCAACGUCAACGCCACUUCUCUAUUCGAUCCCAACAAGCAGGAAACUUUCCUACUCCGCCUAAUCGCUCCUGGCUACGGCAGUCUUCCACAAUUCAACAUCUCAAAUUCCACACUUCAGACUGAGUCAUAUGGCCCGGUCGGGUUCACUCUGGAGGAAUACAACAGCACUACGGUCACUUCUGGAGAUGAGCUCGGCUUCGUACCAGCCGUACAGACCAUGGGUAACCUCGGACUCAAGGAUGGAUAUCUGUUGAGUGUACUCGGAGAGACCGAGGGAUGGACUGUCUGUGAUGGAGCUGGAGCUAUCGGUCAGAGUGUGAUCUUCUGGAAGGGUGAAGACGAGAGCUGCGAACCGCGCUACGUCCAUGCCGUGCAGACAGCGCCUUACUGA
Ramularia collo-cygni is the source of this 528-nucleotide messenger RNA. RefSeq lists its product as uncharacterized. Bases 1 to 528 code for a protein of 175 amino acids. The record is from RefSeq and is a predicted model, not a curated record. The transcript has 2 exons. NCBI's taxonomy places the organism in Eukaryota, Fungi, Ascomycota, Dothideomycetes, Mycosphaerellales, Mycosphaerellaceae.